Messenger RNA from Auanema sp. JU1783, 606 nucleotides. The record is from the annotation of a GenBank genome assembly. NCBI's taxonomy places the organism in Eukaryota, Metazoa, Nematoda, Chromadorea, Rhabditida, Rhabditidae.
AUGAAUGCAUCUCAUCCAAACAAUCCAUUCAUUGACCAGCCGAUGAUCAUUCAAGAGAAACGCUUUUGUUUCGGAAAGUUCGAUUAUAGAACAGCUUCCUUGAUUGUGGCAUUCAUGGAGAUUGGCUAUUGGUUCUAUUAUUCUAUACUUUUGAUGUUUGCUAUUCUGGAGCAUAAAGAAGCAUGGAGUAUUGUGAUCAUGAGUGUAAAUCUCACUCUGUUGACACUACAGAUUGCACUUGUCUUUGGUGGCAUUCUGAAGAGAAGGCCAAAAAUGUUGCAAAGUCAUUUAGUUUACCUGUGUCUUACAUUGAUUUGGGAUUUACUGCUCACACUAUCAUUCUUCACCAUGGCUGUCUUCCCAAAUGCAUUGAGCGGAACUUUUGUCAAUUACAAAGGAAAACAAUGGAACGCUCGUGUUUUUGGUAUUGUUAUGGGUUGUAUAUUGACAUUAUGGUUUGUUGCUCGAUUCGUAACUACUGUUGUCAUCUAUCGUUAUUGGAAAAUGCUUCGAGCUGAUGAAGAUCCUGUACGUUAUGGAUCAUACACAAAAGCUGUUAAGAUGCAACCAUUCUUUGAUGUUACUCCACCUGGAACACCUGUAUGA